Cololabis saira (Pacific saury) is the source of this 2613-nucleotide messenger RNA. It is a transcript of the gene ilvbl, whose product is annotated as ilvB (bacterial acetolactate synthase)-like. NCBI's taxonomy places the organism in Eukaryota, Metazoa, Chordata, Actinopteri, Beloniformes, Belonidae. Gene Ontology annotation, molecular function: flavin adenine dinucleotide binding; thiamine pyrophosphate binding; magnesium ion binding. The record is from RefSeq and is a predicted model, not a curated record. The coding region runs from base 293 to 2170 and encodes 625 amino acids. Gene Ontology annotation, biological process: L-valine biosynthetic process. Gene Ontology annotation, cellular component: acetolactate synthase complex. The transcript is spliced from 14 exons.
UAGUCAGUUUACCUCGACUGGUGUUCCUGUAUCGACGCAGCUGUCACGGAAACAGAGCUGGCUCAUUCAAACUACUCUUACUUGAGUCGAGGCGAUGCCCUCCAAACUCUUUCUCCCGUCACUAAAUAUUAGACAACUGCGCCAUUAGCCGUUGUUGUGAGCGCUGCUGCACAAUAUGUUAGCCUAGCCUGAACCAGGGAGCACCGACUCUGGACUAAGAGCAGGUUUCACCGCGGAGUUGAAGCAAGUUUUAUCACUUUUAGACGUGCAACUUUUGCUCCAGCUGCGAGAGAUGGACCCGUUUGCAGCUGCUUGCUCGGUUCUGGGAGGCUGUGCCUGCAUUGCAGUGGGGGGGCUGGUGCUGGCUGCAUACAGACUGGGCUUGUUUUAUCAGCUGUUUCACAAGACUGAAACCAAGAGUCCCCGGCACGGUGGUGAGAGUGUUGCUGAGGUUCUCCGUGCACAUGGGGUCAAAUUCCUCUUCACCCUGGUCGGUGGGCACAUCUCCCCCAUCCUUGUGGCUUGUGAGAAGGUGGGCAUCCGCGUCGUGGACACCAGACACGAGGCCACUGCUGUCUUCGCUGCUGAUGCCGUCUCAAGGCUCUCUGGCACAGUCGGUGUAGCCGCAGUGACUGCCGGCCCGGGUCUGACGAACACUGUAACGGCAGUGAAGAAUGCUCAGAUGGCUGAAUCUCCGUUGCUGCUCCUGGGAGGAGCAGCCGGUACACUACUUCAGGGAAGAGGGUCGCUGCAAGACAUUGACCAGAUGUCUCUCUUCAAGCCACUGUGCAAGUUCUGUGCCUCCAUCAGAACAGUCCGGGAGAUCGUUCCCACCCUCAGGAAGGCCCUGGCCAUCGCUCAGUCAGGAACACCUGGUCCUGUUUUCAUCGAGUUCCCCAUCGACACCCUGUACCCUUACCACCUGGUAUCCAAAGAGUUUGCUGUUAAAAACCCUCCCAAAGGCCUGAUGGGAAAGAUUGUCUCAUGGUACCUUAAUAACCACCUCAUGAACCUUUUUGCUGGAGCCUGGGAGACCAGAGAUGUGUCUCCACUUCCUGUUCACUUCCCUCAAGCCACAGAAGAUCAGAUACAAAAGUGCAUAGAGCUGGUGAGUCGAGCCAAGAAACCUGUUAUUCUUCUGGGUAGCCAAGCAACAUUACCCCCAAAGCCAGCGGAGGAUGUCAGGAAGGCUUUGGAGGAUCUGGGUAUCCCCUGCUUUCUCGGGGGCAUGUCUCGUGGCAUGCUUGGUAAAGACAGCCCCAUCCACAUCCGACAGAACCGGCGCGAUGCUCUAAAGGAGGCCGACUUGGUUCUCUUAGCAGGUACCGUGUGUGACUUCCGGCUGAGUUACGGCAGAGUUCUGAACAGACGCAGCACAAUCAUUGCUGUCAACAGAGACAAGACACAGCUGCUGAAAAACUCUGACAUGUUCUGGAAACCAACGGUAGCAGUUCAGGGUGAUCCUGGUUCAUUUCUAGUGCAUCUUUCCAAAGGGCUGAAGGGCCAUCGCUGUCCAGAGGAAUGGCCUCAGAGCCUUAAAGCUGGAGAUGCAACCAAAGAAAAUGCAAACAGGGCUAAAGCAGAAGAGAAAACGGAACACCACUUGAAUCCCUUGAAGGUCCUCCACUGUGUGGACGAGCUAAUGGCUGAGGACAGCAUCAUUGUAGCAGAUGGAGGAGACUUUGUGGGAAGUGCUGCUUACAUAAUGAGACCAAGAGGACCUUUGCGUUGGCUAGAUCCAGGAGCCUUUGGCACUCUGGGAGUUGGAGGAGGUUUUGCUCUCGGGGCAAAACUGUGUCGGCCUGAAUCUGAGGUGUGGAUAGUCUAUGGUGACGGGUCUUUGGGGUACACUGUUGCAGAGUUUGACACGUUCACUAGACACAAGACGCCAGUUAUUGCUGUGGUGGGAAACGACGCGUGCUGGAGUCAGAUUUCCAGAGAGCAGGUUCCCAUCCUGGGCAGCAACGUGGCAUGUGGCCUUUCAUUUACAGAUUAUCAUGUAGUGGCAGAUGGCUACGGUGGUAAUGGCUACAUCGUAAGAAGGGAAGACGAAGACCAGUUAAGCGAUAUAAUCCAGCAGGCUCAGAGGGACGCCAAGGAGGGCAAGGCCACGCUUCUCAAUGUUUUGAUAGGGAAGACCAACUUCAGAGAGGGUUCAAUCUCUGUGUAGAGCAGCUGUGUGCAUGCAGUAAACAUGUACUUUUUAAAAGGGAACAGGUAAACAAGGGGGCACUUCCACUUUGUUUAGAGAUUUUUCUCUUAAACUUUUGACCUUUAAACAGUCUUUUACAAGUUUAGCAAAUAAACCAGAGACUGAAAUCACUUGUGAAAGAGAACAUUGAUUGAAAUGAUCAUAUGUGACCUGUAUGCCUUUGCUCCUGUUCUGACAUGAACACGAAGCCUUUAUACAUGGAUUCAGGAAAUCUUAAGAGCUGUAAUAUUCUGUACUGCUUAUGAUUUAUGAAAAAAAAAUGCUUUACUAGAAGAAUUACUUUGAAUGUUGAUGACUGACUAAUGGUAUGCCUUUUAAAGCCUUGAUUGUAUCUUCAAAUACAGUAGAUUGAAGAUGUAUCUGCUGAUUUGGUUCUGAAUUAAAGUGACAUUUAAAGCUGA